AUGUUCAAACUCGCUUGCGUUUGCCUCCUUGCUCUGUCGGCAUUUGCAGCAACCGUUGAGGAGGAGAAAAAUGUGAUCGUCCUCACCAAGGAUAACUUCGAUGAGGUUAUCAACGGUCAUGAGUUUGUUCUUGCCGAGUUCUACGCUCCUUGGUGCGGUCACUGCAAGGCUCUAGCCCCCGAGUAUGAGAAAGCCGCAACCCAACUCAAGGAGGAAGGAUCCGAAAUCAAGUUGGCGAAACUCGAUGCCACCGUUCACGGUGAUGUUGCCAGCAAGUUCGAGGUCCGAGGAUAUCCAACGCUGAAACUGUUCCGCAAUGGAAAACCCUCUGAAUACACCGGUGGACGUGACGCUGCGUCAAUUGUCGCUUGGUUGAAGAAGAAGACUGGACCGGUUGCGAAGACCCUCAAGACGGCCGAUGACGUUAAGUCCCUGCAAGAGGAGGCUGAUGUCGUCGUUGUCGGAUACUUCAAGAAAGCCGAUGGCGAUAAGGCGAAGGUCUUCCUCGAGGUCGCUGCUGGAAUCGAUGACAUUCCAUUCGGAAUCUCCACUGAAGAUGCCGCUAAGAAGCAGCUCGAGCUCAAAGAGGAAGGAAUCGUCCUCCUCAAGAAGUUCGAUGAAGGACGUGAUGUGUUUGAUGAGAAGCUCACUGCUGACAACCUCAAGACCUGGAUCCAGGCCAACCGUCUCGCCCUUGUGUCCGAAUUCACUCAGGAAACCGCAUCCGUCAUCUUCGGUGGAGAGAUCAAGAGCCACAACCUAUUGUUCGUCUCAAAGGAAUCGAGCGAGUUUGAGAAGCUUGAGAAAGAGUUCAAGAACGCCGCCAAGCAAUUCAAGGGCAAGGUUCUGUUCGUUUACAUCAACACCGAUGUCGAAGACAAUGCCCGUAUCAUGGAGUUCUUCGGCCUCAAGAAGGACGAUCUGCCAGCUGUCCGUCUGAUCUCUCUCGAAGAGGAUAUGACCAAAUUCAAGCCCGACUUCGCUGAAAUCAACACCGAAAACAUUGUCAAAUUCACGCAGUCGUACCUCGACGGUGCCCUCAAGCCCCACCUCAUGUCCGAGGAGAUCCCCGAAGACUGGGACAAGGCACCAGUCAAGGUUCUCGUCGGAAAGAACUUCGAACAAGUUGCUCGCGACAACACCAAGAAUGUGCUCGUCGAGUUCUACGCUCCAUGGUGCGGCCACUGCAAGCAGCUUGCUCCUACCUGGGACAAGCUCGGAGAGAAGUACGCUGAUCACGAGAACAUCAUUAUUGCUAAGAUGGACGCUACUGCCAACGAGGUUGAGGACGUGAAGGUGCAGUCAUUCCCGACGAUCAAGUUCUUCCCAGCUGGAUCAAACAAGGUCAUCGACUACACUGGUGACAGAACUCUUGAAGGAUUCACGAAAUUCCUCGAGAGUGGUGGCAAGGAAGGUGCUGGACCAUCUGACGAUGAGAAGGCUGCUGAAGAGGCCGAGGAAGAGGUUCACACUGAGCUCUAA
Molecule: messenger RNA, 1482 nt
Organism: Ostertagia ostertagi
Lineage: Eukaryota; Metazoa; Nematoda; Chromadorea; Rhabditida; Trichostrongylidae
Source: the annotation of a GenBank genome assembly